Messenger RNA from Eurytemora carolleeae, 2588 nucleotides. RefSeq names its product zinc finger protein draculin. Gene Ontology annotation, molecular function: RNA polymerase II transcription regulatory region sequence-specific DNA binding; DNA-binding transcription factor activity, RNA polymerase II-specific. Bases 28 to 1485 code for a protein of 485 amino acids. NCBI's taxonomy places the organism in Eukaryota, Metazoa, Arthropoda, Copepoda, Calanoida, Temoridae. Gene Ontology annotation, cellular component: nucleus. The transcript is spliced from 5 exons. Gene Ontology annotation, biological process: regulation of transcription by RNA polymerase II. The record is from RefSeq and is a predicted model, not a curated record.
AUUUUAAAUGCAAUAUCUUCAAGAAAAAUGGAGGAAAAUUGUGUAAUUAUUGAAUUGAACCAAGAAAAAGAGGAAAAGUUGAGUGAUGAAUUAUGUUCCACACAAACGGAAGAUACUAUCAAAAUGGAAAGAAGCGAGAAAGAAUGUUCUGAUUAUGAGAAUAUAGAAACAAUCCAAGGAUAUAAUCUUUUUAAACAAGAAAUUGUUCAAGUCUCCGAUGCUGUCAACCUUCAGACUGUUUUUGUAAAAGAGGAUGACGUCAAGAUUGAAAUCAAAGGACAAGUUCUGGAAAAUUAUAUUUCAAUCCCCAAGACUGAAUAUUCCUGUUUUGAAUGCAAGUAUUUCACUUGUAAACGAACAAACUUUAUGAAACACAUUGUGAGUAAACAGGAUGGACAAGUUAAGUAUCCCUGUGACAAGUGCAGGUACAUCCCUGGAUCAAUUACAAAUUUAAAGUUGCACAUUAAAAGAAUUCAUAAAAAACUCGGCCAAACCUGCGAAAAAUGCGGAUGUAUUGCAUCCACACAGAAGGAACUAAAGAAGCAUGUUCAGGAGUGCAGGGUUGUUGUCAAAUUUCCAUGUGAAAUGUGUGAUUUUUCUGCAACAACUUUAAAAAGGUUUGAAUAUCAUGUGCAAAGAAAACACACUGAAAAAGGGUUUCCAUGUUCCGAAUGCAAAUAUGCUGCAAGCACUGAAAAGAUUCUGAAAAAGCACUUCGAGACAAAACACCUCGUCAAGUAUCCAUGUGAUCAGUGUGAUUAUGUGGCAACUACGCUAGUGUUUCUGACAGGACAUAAAGAACGGAGACACGAAGGGUUAAGGUAUUUGUGCGAUAAAUGUGAAUAUUUUACUAACACUGCAAGAAAUCUAAAGAUUCACAAAGAUGGAAAACAUGAAGGUUUGGGUUUUCUGUGUGAUAAAUGUGAUUACUAUUCCAUCACAGCAUCAACUCUAAAGCUCCACAUGGAAAGUGUGCAUGAAGGGGUGAGAUACCCCUGUGAUCAUUGUGAAUAUAAAUCAACCUCUAUGGGAAGUUUGAGGGUUCAUAUAGCAAGCAUUCAUGAAGGAGUAAAAUAUCCCUGUGAUAAAUGUGAAUUUUCUGCAACAUCAAAACGGAUAUUAAAGGGGCAUAAGCAGAAUAAACAUGAUGGAAUUAGACAUCCCUGUAACUCUUGUGACUACAUUGGAACCACUGCAAAUCUUUUAAAGCAUCACAUCAGGAAAAGGCAUGAGGGAUUUAGUAUUCCAUGUGAUCAAUGCGAGUUAUCGGUAUCCUCUCUUCAUAGUUUAAAGAGACACAAAAUGGCUAAACAUGAAGGAAUAAAGUAUCCCUGCAGUGAAUGUGGAUUUUUUGCAUCAUCAAGCUGCAUCUUGAAAACACAUAAGUUGAAUAUACAUGACGGGGUUAGACAUCCUUGUGAUAAAUGUGAAUUUAUUGCUACUACAGCCAGAAUUUUAAGGCAACAUCUGAAAAGAAAGCAUUAAAAUGAUUAAUAAAUGUUAUUUUUUCAGAUUAAACACUUUUUUUAAUCUGUUAUUGAUCUAAAACAGUUGCCAAAUUAACACAAAUGUAUCCCUAUCCAAUCUAUCCUAUCCUAUCCUAUCUUAUCCUAUCCUAUCCUAUCCUAUCCUAUCCUAUUCUAUCAUCCUAUCCUAUCCUAUCCUAGCCUAUCCCAUCCCAAUCUGUCAUGCAUUCACCUGCUGAUCAACUGACAGUUCAUUGCUUCUUCAAAUCUUGUAUUUGUUUUCUAUCUAGUCCAUAUUCCCAUCCCACCCAUGUUAUCAUCCCUUUGAGAUCUCUCAAGAUAAUGUGAAACUACGAUCUAAAUCCUUAUUUAAUAUGAUAAAUGUGAACAUGUGUCACACAACGCCAGCCAUUUGAAAUAUCAUAUUAAAAGCAAAUAUGGAGGUAAAUGUUUCCAUGUACCCAGUCCAGUGUCAUUUUGUUACGGUAAUCGAAUCUUAUCUAAAGAGCACAUGAUAAAUCAACAUGAAGGGGUGAAAUUUCCAUGUAGUGAAUGUCCAUUUGUUUCGUCUUGGAAACAGUAUCUCAAAAAGCACAAACAAGAAAACAUGAACACAUCAGAUAUUUUUAUAUUGUUAUGUUUCCAAGGACUAUAUCUAAGGAUAUUAUCAGAGAAUACAUAAUAUUUUAUGUUUCCAAGGACCCUAUCUAAGGAUAUCAUAGGAUAAUACAGAUUAUUUUAUGUUUCCAAGAACCCUAUCUAUGGAUAUUAUAGGAGAAUACAGAUUAUUUUAUGUUUCCAAGGACCCUAUCUAUGGAUAUUAUAGGAGAAUACAGAUUAUUUUAUGUUUCCAAGAACCCUAUCUAAGGAUAUUAUAAGAGAAUACAGAUUAUUUUAUGUUUCCAAUGACCCUAUCUAAGGAUAUUAUAAGAGAAUACAGAUUAUUUUAUGUUUCCAAGGACCCUGUCUAAGGAUAUUAUAAGAGAAUACAGAUUAUUUUAUGUUUCCAAAGACCCUAACUAUUGAUAUUUUAAGAAAAUACAAAUUAUUUUAUGUUUCCAAGGACCCUAUUUAAGGAUAAUAUAAGAGAAUACAGAUUAUUUUCUGUUUCCAAGGACCCUU